AUGCCUCGAGGAUCAAGCCGUGGCGGCCACGGGCACUCGGCUCGUCGUCUAGUCGACUUGACCGGAAUACUCAGUGUAGCAGAGCGGAAUGACCUUUCAACACUCGUCAUUGCUAUCACGGAGAGAAUGCACACAGAUAUCAGCGCGACAUUCGACUCGCCAGUGGUGACACCCGUCGAUGCGGGCAAUGGACACCACAACUGGCUCACUUUACCUCUCCUUUGCCACAAGGAAGGCAAGAAAGACAUCUCGUCAGUUGACUCCAAGCCGAAACAUCCCAAAAAGAGAGGCAAGACUUAUGACAAAGUCCACAGCACCAUUGAGAGGGAAGAAAAGGAGGCGAUGACGCCUCAACUGGGAGAGUUGAAGAAAGAAGCUUUGGCGUUUUUCCGAAAAUGGCAGUCCCUGAUCCUCCAACGUAUGAAAGAUGUAGCUGUGACCGAGACCAAGGCUCCUCAUCCCAGCGGCAGAGGCCGUGGACGGGGCUUCCGCGGAGACGAUAGCUUUCGUGGACGAGGAGGACGUGGUGGGAAAGCCGGCCGUGGAGGUCUCACUCUAGCAACAGGCCCCCCUCGGCUCCCUUCAGCACAUAUCGAUCUAGAACUAUCCAAGCAGUAUCCGCCGAUCCCAAACACGCUGUGGUCAUUGUCAAUUGACCGAAGAAGACUGUUUUUCCACAUUGUAUUUCUGAUCACACUCUCGCUUCAAGAGUACACGGCAAACUCGUUCCUGCUUCUUGCCAAUCUCACUUCAUGCUUGAAUCUCCCAUUCAUAUUUUUCCAAACAGAAGAGAUCAAGUUGGCCCGAGGUCUGGCCCAUGCCGCUCUUGAGACAUCAGCAGAGGCCUUGUUAGCCUUGAAGCUUGAGGAGACCAAGUCCUCUCGCAGGUUCAAAGGAUAUGGGAACACGUCCGCCAAUCCGACCUUGGCGACCGGCCUGGAGAGCAUUGGGAUCGGUACUUCUAGCGGAGGCUUUGGUCUGACAGGUACUAUUGCUGCAAGUCUUCUAGGGGCCAUGGCAGACAAUGCACGGAUGCAAAACGCAGUAUUUGGCAUCAACCCGUCAAAGCCGCUGGGGAAACUGCUCGAGACCUUCAGCCGCGACAUCCAGGAUGUUGGGUUCAUACCAGUACAUCCCAAGCCUUUCACAGAGUAUGCCGAUGCACGCGAAGUUUUGGCAGAGGAUCGUCGGCUGCGUGUAGUAAUCGCCCUGAACGGUUGGGUGAUCGAAGAUGAAGACUUGGUUAAACCAUGGAUUUGCUUGGGACAGCAAACGGAAACAUACACUCUGAGAUGGGACAUGGCAACUCUCCUUAAUCUCGGAAACUCCCUGGAGACCGUCAUCUUGAGCUCAGCCUGGGGUGUCUCAAAGAAAGAAGUGAAGACUAGAACGAUCUUCAAAUGUCUACUUGAAUCUGAUUGGCCUGGAUCUCUUUUGAAAGUUAGCAAGAUCAUCGACAAUCCAUGGAAUGUCGGUCUCGUACGAGCAGAGAAGGCAGGGGGUAUGCUGGCUGAUGCCAUCAUGCGCCACAAGUUUCAGGGAGAUCGGCCAGUCUCAUUGGUGGGUUACAGCCUAGGAGCCCGGGCUAUUUAUUGUUGUCUUAUGGUUUUGGCUGAAAGACGCCAUUUUGGUGGCAUUGAAUCUGUGGUACUCAUGGGGGCCCCGAUCCCCUCAGAGAGCCGUGUGUGGUUGACCUUGAAAAGCGUUGUCGCAGGGCGUCUCAUCAAUGUAUACUCGGAGCAUGAUUUCCUCCUUGGGUUUCUAUGUCGAUUCUCGAACACAGACUUCGGUAUCGCCGGCUUGCAAGAAAUCCAAGGAGCUACUGGCGUCGAGAAUUACAAUGCCGGCGACUUGACUAGGGGACACCUUGGCUACCGGUCUGCUGCUGGACGGAUUCUUAGAGAUGUCAAGUGGGAGCAACUGAGCAAGAACGGAGCCAACGGGGGAAAGCCCGCUGGCCACAAAGGUAGGCGAUGA
Molecule: messenger RNA, 1977 nt
Organism: Clonostachys rhizophaga
Lineage: Eukaryota; Fungi; Ascomycota; Sordariomycetes; Hypocreales; Bionectriaceae
Source: the annotation of a GenBank genome assembly